Messenger RNA from Anguilla anguilla (European eel), 2914 nucleotides. Its product is annotated as F-box/WD repeat-containing protein 11. The record is from RefSeq and is a predicted model, not a curated record. The transcript has 14 exons. Lineage: Eukaryota; Metazoa; Chordata; Actinopteri; Anguilliformes; Anguillidae. Bases 94 to 1770 code for a protein of 558 amino acids. Gene Ontology annotation, molecular function: protein dimerization activity.
UCUGUGCUGUGCGCAGUGACGUAGCCCGAAUCGCAGGCCGCAGACGCAGGGCUGGGUUUCCAUUUUCACUGCGAGUUUCGGGGGAACAACAACAUGGAGCCGGAGAUGGAGGACAAGACGUUGGAGCUGAUGUGCUCUGUCCCUCGCUCUCUCUGGCUGGGCUGCUCCUCGGUGGCAGAGAGCUUGUGUGCACUGCGGUGUCUACAGAGCAUGCCCAGUACCCGGGGCCACAGUCAGAACACUUCUGUCAUGGAGAAUGAGGAUCUCUCCCCAAAGAAGACCACUGUGUUCAAGAUCAGUAACGGGACGGUGACGGGCUCCAGGAAGCGGCCGUCGGAGGGGAACUAUGAGAAGGAGAAGGACGUGUGCAUCCAGCUGUUCGAUCAGUGGUCCGAGGCAGACCAGGUGGAGUUCGUGGAGCACCUGAUCUCGCGCAUGUGUCACUACCAGCACGGCCACAUCAACUCCUACCUCAAACCCAUGCUGCAGAGGGACUUCAUCACGGCGCUGCCAGCACAGGGUCUGGACCACAUAGCGGAGAACAUCCUGUCGUUCCUGGACGCGCGCUCGCUGUGCUCGGCCGAGCUGGUGUGCAAGGAGUGGCAGCGCGUCAUCUCCGAGGGCAUGCUGUGGAAGAAGCUCAUCGAGCGCAUGGUGCGCACCGACCCGCUCUGGAAGGGCCUGUCCGAGAGGCACCAGUGGGAGAAGUACCUGUUCAAGAAUCGCACAACAGAAGUUCCACCAAACUCGUACUACCACUCCCUGUACCCCAAAAUCAUCCAGGAUAUUGAGACCAUUGAGGCUAACUGGCGGUGCGGGAGGCACAACCUGCAGAGGAUUCAGUGUCGCUCUGAGAACAGUAAAGGGGUCUACUGCCUGCAGUACGACGAUGACAAAAUCAUCAGCGGCCUCAGGGAUAACUCCAUCAAGAUCUGGGAUAAGCAGACUCUGGAGUGCCUGAAGAUCCUGACGGGUCACACGGGGUCAGUGCUGUGCCUGCAGUAUGACGAGCGGGUGAUCGUCACGGGCUCCUCCGACUCCACCGUCAGGGUGUGGGACGUGAACUCGGGCGAGGUGCUCAACACGCUCAUCCACCACAACGAGGCGGUGCUGCACCUGCGCUUCUGCAACGGGCUGAUGGUCACGUGCUCCAAGGACCGCUCCAUCGCCGUGUGGGACAUGGCCUCGCCCACCGACAUCAGCCUGCGCCGCGUGCUGGUCGGCCACCGCGCCGCCGUCAACGUCGUCGACUUCGACGACAAGUACAUCGUCUCCGCGUCGGGGGACCGCACCAUCAAGGUGUGGAGCACCAGUACGUGCGAGUUCGUCCGCACUCUGAACGGGCACAAGCGUGGGAUCGCCUGCCUGCAGUACCGAGACAGGCUAGUGGUCAGCGGCUCCUCUGACAACACCAUCAGGCUCUGGGAUAUCGAGUGCGGCGCCUGCUUGCGGGUCUUGGAGGGCCACGAGGAGCUGGUUCGCUGCAUCCGCUUCGACAACAAGAGGAUCGUCAGCGGAGCCUACGACGGUAAGAUAAAGGUGUGGGAUCUCCAGGCUGCCCUGGACCCCCGAGCCCCAGCUGGUACCCUCUGCCUGCGCACCCUGGUGGAGCACUCUGGCCGUGUGUUCCGGUUGCAGUUUGAUGAAUUCCAGAUCAUCAGCAGUUCCCAUGACGACACUAUUCUCAUCUGGGACUUCCUGAAUGUGUCGGCCAAUGGGCAGACAGAGGGGCGGUCGCCCUCACGCACGUACACCUACAUCUCCAGAUAGCAGGGGUACAGACAGAGUGGUGACUGUACUGCGUCUCUGUGUUGGGGGGCUAGAGAAUGGACAUCCCACCCUGAGUCCCCCCCGCCCCGCCCGGCCCCACCCAGCCACCCCUCUAUCUUUGUCCUUGGUCUCGAGCCUAACCUCUCGCCUCACACCUCCUCUAAACCACGGACCAUGUUCUCCCCCCCGCCCCGCCCCCCACCCCCGCCCUCCCGCACGCGCACCUUCCACCAGCACCCCCCCCACCACCUCUCGCUGCCGUCUGCCCAGCCAGUUGGAGGCAGACAGACAGACGCACCGACACUGAAGACGGGCGGAGGGCGUGGCCUUAUGGGCGGAGUCGAGCGACAGAGAGAGAGAGAGAGACGGACUCUUUCCUCAACGCCGUGACACAAAAGGCUGUGACAGUGGAACACGGGGAUGGGCGUUCCUUUCCACCCCCCCAGUACAGACCACUCCCCCUUCUCCCCCCCUCCUCACCAAAUACAGAUGCGACACCUCCCCUCCCAGUACUAAGCCCACUGCUCUCUGCCCUGGAGCAGACUCCUCCUCUUCCUCCUCCUCCCUGCGCUCCUCCCAUAGUACAGACUUCAUCUCCGGUGUCCCCCAGUACAGGCCGCUGUGGACAGUACGGGCUGCUCUGGGCACAGGGACUCAGUCCAGCCUCUGCUUUUUGUGGCACAAAGUAAAGAGACACAGAAAAGCUGAAGCCUUCUUUUCUCUUGGAGACUAAACUGCAUGUGAGAGGAGUGGAGCCCUGCCGCUCCAGCCUUUCUGCGCUCCACCUUUUCUUUCUGUUUUUUAUUCUUUUUUUUUAUUUUGGGGAAAAAAAAUCCUUUUGUUUUAUUUGUAAUAUUGUACUAAGCAUUGUAGUCCCCUCUCCCCCUUCCUCUCUCCUGCUCUCUCUCUCCUCUCCUCUCUCACUCUCUCUUGUCUUUUUUUCUCUCUCUCUCGCUCUUUCUUUCUCUCCCCUCCUCUGCUCUCUCUCUCUUUCUCUCUGCCUGCCUAUGCUCUGAGCACCCUGUAACUUGGAGCUGAAUUUAGCUGUUAACAGAAUUGUCUUGUCAAAAAUUGUGUUGUAUAUUGAAAUGAUUUUUUUAAAGAAAAAAAAAAGACAUUAUUAAGAAUAAAGUACUUGACUGUG